Eimeria tenella is the source of this 2691-nucleotide messenger RNA. RefSeq lists its product as uncharacterized. Lineage: Eukaryota; Apicomplexa; Conoidasida; Eucoccidiorida; Eimeriidae. The record is from RefSeq and is a predicted model, not a curated record. The transcript has 5 exons. Bases 1 to 2691 code for a protein of 896 amino acids.
AUGGCUUCCGAAGUCAGCAUCGCCUUCAUGUUUCUGAUUCAGACUGGGCUGGCGCUGCUCACCGUUCUCGGCGCCUCUUUCUGCGUUGCUUAUCACUUUUUUUCCCAACCAACGCCGGAGCCGCUUCCCCGGGAAUUCCGCAGCAACGAGUGGGGCCAGCGCUGCGUUCCGUCGGCUCUUCAUGGAAAAAGCCGAAAGUUGAAUUCGGCGCAAAGUGAGGCGCCGCGCCCCCGCCACGCCGGGAAACCCGGGCCCGAAGCGAACGCUGCGAACAGCCCGCAGGGAAGCGGAACUCGCGGCGAGCCGUCUGCAGUGUAUGGCGCCCAGAAAGCAGCCAGGCGCUUCGCGCAGCAGCAGCAGCAGCAGCAGCAGCAGGGGUUGUGGGGCCCCCAAGGGGCUUUUGAACCGGCCGAAGCAGCUGCAGGAAUUGGGGACUGGCCCACAGCAGCAGUCCGCACCGGCCAGCACCCCCACGCCAACGCAUACGGCGCAGCAGCAGCAGCAGCAGCAGCAGCAGCAGCAGCAUACAGUUCUGCAGCACCCCACAGCAGGAGCUUCCACGAAGGCCGAAGCCUCGAGCUGCAGCCCCCGCUAGAGGCGGCGCUGCUGCCUGCUUGGCAGCAGCAGCAGCAGCAGCAGCUAACAGAUCCAGCAGCAAAAUUCCCCACCCCCAGCUAUACCCACUUCUCGGCGCCCCCGGGGCCCCCGGGGGCCCCUGCGAGCUGCCAGCCGGGGCAGUACCCUCUCGAGCCUUUUGCUGCUGCAGCAGCAACGCAGUACAGCAGCAGCUACAGUGCUGCUGCUCGUGCUGCAGCUUGGCAGGCGCAGCAGGCUGGCGGGCCCGACUUGCCUGCUGCAGCAGCUUUCGGGGGGGGGCCCUGGUGGCCCUUGGCCGACGGGCAGCAGCAGCAGCAGCAGCAGCAGCAGCAGCAGCACAGCAGCAGUGCUGCUGCUCUGCAUGCAGCUGCGAACAACCCAGGCCUCUGCAGCAUGCAGCACCCAGCAGCUUCCCGCUGCUCCGACCCCACACAGCCACACAGCUUUCUUGCUGCUGCUGACUUCUGCCCUUCGGAAAGGCGGGCAGCAGGGGCCCCCCUGGACUUGCAGCAGCCGGGGCCCCCAGCAGCAGCAGCAGCAGCAGCAGCAGCAACGGCAUCAAGGGGCUGCGAGUUCCAAGCCCAAGACAUUUCGGAGCUUUCGCGUGUCGCAGAUGCAAUUGAAUCUCUUUUGAGCAAUUCUGCAAAACGGGGAAGACCCGCGGGCCUCGAGGGAGAAGCUAGCAGCGCUGCUGCUGCUGCUGCUGCUGCUGCACAAGAAGCAUAUGCUGCUGCGGCGGCUAAAGAACGUAAGAGCGCCACUGCAGGGCAUCAGGAAUCUUUGCUUUCACCUCCGCCUGCAGAGCUGCUGCCAGCUGCAGCAGCCGCUGCUGACUGCAGCGCAGCAGCAGGGGCCCCGCUAGAGCCGCUGACUUCAAAAACAGAAAACUCUGAAAUUAAAGAAACAAAAAAUGAUUGUGUUCCGCCAACUAAAAGAAGCCUCAGCGUUGCUGCUGGCUCCUCGCUCGACGCGAGGAGCGGCGCAGAGCGGCAGAUCGGAAACGCAUUUCAAGUUGAAACUUCGAAGAAACCACGGGCAAAUGUGAUGACAAACAUUUUGCUUCUGGUUUGCAGGUAUUAUUUUUCUUUUUUAAAUUUAAAAACAGAAAUUAAAAGCCAAAUUAGCCACCAGAACAAGAACUACAAGACUGGCAGGCUGCGGCUGAAGGACUGGUGCAGGCGAAACGCGGGGAGCCUGUCGCCGGACCAAGUUUCAAACUUUUUCGAAGUGAAUCUCCUGAGCGAUCUCGUGAGCGAGUCUGAUCUGAAUGAAUUGCGGGAGAAUUGUGAGCAAAAGAAGAGUCAAGUUGAACAGAGGCCGCAGCAGAAGUGCAGGAGCUCCGGCAGCAGCUUCGAAGCAGCAGACGCCGCUGCUGCUGCUGCUGCUGCUGCCUCUGCUGCUUCCUGCAGCGCCACGGGAAAGCCUGAGCCUUCGCUGCCUCUCAAAAACAAAACAAAUGAAAAAAAUGGAUUUGUAUCUUCUCGAAAAUCUGCAAAUGAUCUUCAAGUUGCAUCCAUGCAAGAAGAGGCCCCCCCGCUCUCAGCUUCUGUGUCCACUGCAGCAAGUGCUGAGCACCAGCAGCACGAAGGCGCAGCGGAAGGCUGGCAGCAGCAGCAGCUGCUGCUGCUGCAGGUGAAGCCCGAAGCAGCAGCACGGGCGCAUGCAGCAGAGCAGCAUCGGGGACUUGAGGAGCUGCAGAAGAAGAAAAGGAAACUUAGCGACACACCAGCAGCAAAAGCGGCCCCCCGUGCUGCGCUGCAGACAGCUGCAGCAGCAAAUCAAACUCUCGCGUCCGGGAGUGCUGCCAGCAGCAGCAGGGACCCGCAGCAGCAGCAGCAGCAGCAGCAGCACGCAAACAAAGCAGCCCAGAAAGCCCCCCACGAUCCUCCUAAUGGCAGCGAAAUAAAGCCAACUUUGCAAAUGCCUGAAGCGCUGCCAUCUUUGCUGCCAGGCGCUGCAGCAGCAGCAGCAAGUGCUGCGGGGCAGCAGCGCAGCAAAAGGAAAGCUGCUGCAGCGGAAGCCGCCGCUGCUCCUCAAGGGGACACUCGGAGGUACAACACGAGAAACAAAGGAGUAAUUAAAAAAGAAAAAUAA